Molecule: messenger RNA, 879 nt
Organism: Trichoderma citrinoviride
Lineage: Eukaryota; Fungi; Ascomycota; Sordariomycetes; Hypocreales; Hypocreaceae
Exons: 2
Coding region: 1-879 (292 amino acids)
Source: RefSeq, a predicted model, not a curated record
AUGGCGCCCUUGAUUCCCCGCUUGCAGCUGUUCGAGAUUGAUGAUCAGCCAUGGUUCCCUGCAUUCCUGCGCAGCCGCGUCCAAGGCGGCCUCACUCUGGCAUGGAACUCCAACACGCCUCUCCAGCCGCAAUCACCCGCCCACAUCGCCGCAUCCACCCUCAUCCAAGAAAUAGGCAGCCCGCUCCCCUCUUACACCUUCAUCGACUUCUGUGCCGGUGCGGGCGGACCUACUCCCGCCAUCCAGCGAGCCAUCAACGGCCAUCUCAGCGCCCAGGGCAAGACGCCGGUCGACUUUGUCUUGACCGAUCUGCACCCCAAUGUUGCGGCGUGGAAGAGCCUCGUGAAAGGAGAAGGCCCGCGGCUCAUGUUUGAGAGGGAGUCUGUGGAUGCGAGCAACGCCCCGAGACACGUCGUGGAGCGAAAGGACGGCAAGAGAGUGAUGCGGCUGUUCAACUUGUCCUUCCAUCACUUUGACGACGCCCUGGCGAGAGACAUCUUGAAGGACACGGUCAACACCAGCCAUGGCUUCGCCAUCUUUGAGCUACAGCAUCGUAAUCUCGCGGACGCCGUCACGGUCCUGAUGCUGGGCGUUGCGGCCAUCGCCUUGGCGCCGCUGCUGGCCUGGAAGUGGAAGAGCCCAGCCACGUUGGUCUUCUCUUGGGUCAUACCCGUGCUUCCCUUUGUCAUGGUUUUUGAUGGACUGGUCUCCUGUCUGCGUACGAGGACGGCGGAGGAAAUUGAGGCUUUGCUGCGUGGCUGCGGUGCGGACACGAGCUUGUGGGAGAUGCGGAGUGGAAGAAGCAAGUUCAUCUGGCCCUGCGGAUACUUGCGCUGGGUCAUUUGUAAGCCCGUUGAGAAAGAGCCGAGUCUGCGCUAG